This is a messenger RNA of Varroa destructor (honeybee mite), 2074 nucleotides long. RefSeq lists its product as uncharacterized. Lineage: Eukaryota; Metazoa; Arthropoda; Arachnida; Mesostigmata; Varroidae. The record is from RefSeq and is a predicted model, not a curated record.
CGUAUGUACAGUUCUUCAAAGUCGAUCCCACUUUAUCGGACCCGCUUCAGGCUCACCCAGCAGAGCUGAGAAUUGGUCAGAUUUUUCAUUACUAAAACACUACGUACGAGGUAGGAUACCGAGUACCUUGAAGUAAACAAAUAGUUCGGUGAUUUCGAAGGUUUUUGCCUUUUUGGGGGUCUGGUGUAAACUAUCGCAUAGAAAUCGUGCAAAAGGUUCGUUUAUUUUAGCUGCUGCUGCUGCUGUAAAUGUGUGGUUAAAGGUGCACGCAGACACUCACCAAGUGCUAGUGGUGCAUUGACACACGGGUUUAAUGAAGAUGUUGUUCCGUGCGAUCCUGUGCUGUACCAUCCUGGGAGUCGCGUGCCCUCAGCGGCUUUCGUUCAUGCAUCUAAAUUCGGAUGAGAGUGGUGCCAGUGCCAAGAUCGUUCGGCCCAACGUAACCAUAUCGUCAUCUCAGCGACGCGUAUACGUUCCAAAGGGUAAGUCUUUGAAAUACGCCGAAUCGCCUAUACUCAGGCUGAGCUUCCAACCAUCGCCUAAGCUUUCUAAGGCGCUGUCGUUCUCAGACGCGCAGAAGCCCCGAAGCUCUCAGUUCUUCCAUCUGGUCCCAUCGACUCCAUCGCCUUCGGAUGCCAAACCUGUGAAGAAUGAGACAGCUUUGACGCCGAUCGAGCCCACACCGAUGCGUUCGGUACAUCGAAUCUCCAACACCACGUAUCAGAUGCCUGCCGACUUCCUCUGUGAAGGACUGGACUGCCCUAAGGGGCAACAGUGCACUCUGGCACAACCGAUCUGCACACCCCAGGACUGUUCAUUGAAACCGUCGUGCUCAAAGAAGCUUUCGGAACACUGUGAAAAAUGUCGUCCGCCAUGUGUUCAUGCUGUGCUAAACCUCAAUGCCCCUGGAGGCUGUCACCCAUGCCUCUGUGAAGUCACCGUUUUCAGACCACCAGCGCACCUUGUCAAGAAACUCGCACAGAUUACUGCAGCCACCAAAUAGGAAAGGCAGCCGGAGAAACAGAAGUGGACAAGUACUUUUGUAGGCGCAGCAUGAACGAGCAGUAACAGAGUCUGAAAAUAUAAAAACAUUAUUAGGGUGAGAAAAAAAUUUUACCUAGAAUGUCCGAGAUAACACUCAUAUUGGUGUUGUUGAGCUUAAUUGACAAUCACGAAAGAAAACUGCAUAAAAAAUACUGUGCGUUAACAACUAAGCACAUCGAAUGAGUUUAUUUGCAGUCAAGUAAGUUGCAAUUUAUGCAUACCUUUGGAAGUUACAAAACGAUGCUUUUAGUAUUAAAAGUAGUAAAAACCACUCUCGUCUAGCCAACGAGUCGACAAAAGAAGUUAUUGCGUAAGAAACUUAAUCUUUUAAGUAAGAAAUUUACCAUAUCCACUGUAUCAUGUGGUCUUUAUACAGUGUACUUGUUGUUAUGCUUUCUUCCUUGGAGAGGAAAAAUAACAGGUGCUACGAUUUGCAUCGUAUUAUUAAAACAGCAAGCUUGUCCUGAGCAGAGGAUGAAUAGGUCGCAUUGAAAACGUACGAAAAAAAAAUAAUAGGAAUCAUACUUACUCUCUAGAGCAAUUCCCUAAUUACGGUUGAGGCAAUGGCUGGGCCUUAGUAACAUUAACAAACAAAUGUACAGGUUGCAUAUGUAUGUAAUAUAUUAGAAAUAGACAAUAGCUACACCUCAUUAUUACGCCGUGUUGAUUGUAAUUACCUGAUAAUAUUACUUUUAUUCAAUACUAGAUAUAUCUAAGAUGGUAUUUGUGAAAAGCAGAAGAUGAUAUGACAUAGUCAUUCCCUUGAGCAAAGCAGACUGUGUGCGUUUGUGUGUCUAUGUGGAUUUAUAUGUAUAAAUAUUGUCGCGAAACUAUAUAUGAAUUGAAAGUUUAAAUUCUACUUUGAACUUUAUUCCUUGACGUUACUAUUAUAUUUAACUUGUAUCUAAUAUUAUUUAUCCUAGUUAUUUUAAUGAAGACGUAUUUUGACCUUAAUAGGAAGAAGGAGUCCGAAAGUUUGAAUAGAGAUAACAAUCAGACUGACAAAUAAAGCCUGCAAAUGAAAAUUCUG